Molecule: messenger RNA, 1065 nt
Organism: Pelmatolapia mariae (spotted tilapia)
Lineage: Eukaryota; Metazoa; Chordata; Actinopteri; Cichliformes; Cichlidae
Product: coiled-coil domain-containing protein 106-like
Exons: 7
Coding region: 1-1065 (354 amino acids)
Cellular component (GO): nucleoplasm
Source: RefSeq, a predicted model, not a curated record
AUGAAUCCUUCCACCAGCAGAGAGGAUGCAAGCCCACCAGAGCACUACGCGCCCCAGUCAUCAUUAGCAGCUGCAGCCUCAUCUUCAUCAGCAGCAGGAGGAGGAGGAGGAGGAGGUUUAUAUCUAAAUGCCUACGAGGUCUCCUUUCCCCUGGAGGAGAAUAUAGAACGACCUCCUCCCUAUCACCUGAACCAAGGCCAGCAGAUGAUGGAUGAGCCAGUGGUGCAGGAGCCUCCUCACUCUCAGUACAGCACCUUCAUCCUGAUCUCUAACCUGCGCGCUCACCUCUACGUCACCCUGGAGAAGAACGCCUGGCUGCAGAAGCGCAUCGAGGAGCUUGAGGAGGAACGCAACUUCCUGCGCUGCCAGCUAGACCGCUUCAUCGUCAGCAUGAGGAGUCCUGAGGGUCAGCGUGGUGUGAAGGUCCAGCCUGCCAGCUCUCCUUCCCCUCCGUCCCCCAUGACCACCAGGUCCGGGAUGACCCUCAAACGCAUCCAGGGAUCAGGAUCUCGGAGCCGCCGCAACGCUGCCAUAACCAAGCAGGAGUUUCACGUGGAAGAAGACAAAUACUACACCGAGGACGAGUAUGUGGAGGAAGAGGAAGAAGAAGAGGAGGAGGAGGAGGAAGAUGUGGACUCUUCAGUAGAGAAGGGGAUUAGGAAGAAGGGCAGAGGGCGGGUCAGUGGAGAGCCAAGGAUGAAGAUGAGGAGGGUCUUCAGGAUCACACACGGGAGGGAACGACAGAGAGUUAAAGACCCAGACGGGGUUUUGAUCCGUUACAAGAAGAUCCUGUCCACCUACCAGCGGGUGAGGAGCAUGUCCAGAGCCUUCCAGAUCCACGGAGUCGACCGAAACACCAUGGCCUCCACCUCCCCCAUCGCCGAGCUGCUGCUGGUGGCUCCAGAGAAGGUGUCAGAAGUCGGAGAGUUUGAGGCGUCGAAGGAGAAGCUGUUGGAUUACGCCCGGAGGUGCUACAAGACGAUGGAUGACGAGACGCACGCCAAAGUCCAGACCAUGAAGAAGACUCACAAGCUGCUGCCCAUCUCCUACAGGUUCAGAAACUGA